This is a messenger RNA of Trichophyton benhamiae CBS 112371, 783 nucleotides long. RefSeq lists its product as uncharacterized. Bases 1 to 783 code for a protein of 260 amino acids. NCBI's taxonomy places the organism in Eukaryota, Fungi, Ascomycota, Eurotiomycetes, Onygenales, Arthrodermataceae. The record is from RefSeq and is a predicted model, not a curated record. Gene Ontology annotation, molecular function: oxidoreductase activity, acting on the CH-OH group of donors, NAD or NADP as acceptor. The transcript has 3 exons.
AUGGCUGCAUUGAACGAUAUUGAAGGACGACUUGCUUUGGUCACCGGCGCCUCAAGUGGGCUCGCCAGCCGGAGUGUCCAUCUUGCAUUAACCUAUGCGAAGAAUUCGGACGGCAUGAAUGCUGUUGUCAGAGACAUCAAAGAACUACCGUCGUCAUCCAAUCUCCACAUAUCUGUCCACCAAGUCGAUGUCGGACAAGCCGAACAGAUCAACCGGCUAUUCGUUGAGAUCCCGGCCGAACAUGGUGGCCGUUUGCCCGAUAUCCUUGUGUCCAACGCGGGAUACGGGGUAAAGAUACCUCAGAUAUGGGAUAUCUCGUUAGAGGAGUUUGACCAUACUAUCAACGUGAACCUACGAGCAUCAUUCAUCCUUGUCAAGGGCGUGGUAGAGCAUAUGAAAGCGCAGAAAUGGGGUCGGAUCCCCAUGGAGGAGGCGUUAAUGGGUGCCGUAUGUGGAUCUUCUCUAUCGUUUUUUGCAUCAACUAUUGCUAAUAGUGUUUUAUGCACGAUAGACUACGCCGCUUCUAAGGGGGGGAUGACGGGCAUGAUGAAGAACCUGGCAACUCGUCUGGCACAGUUCAAUAUAAGCGUGAAUGACGUCGCUCCGGCCAUGAUUGGAGAGACCGGAAUGAUCCCUGAUGCUCGAGCAAUCCCAGAGUUCGCUGGCAAUAUUCCACUAGGCCGACUUGGUACAGCAGAUGAGGUUGCCAAUGUUGUCGAAAUGUGCGUGACGACUGGGUAUUUGACUGGGCAGAGCAUCCUUCUGGCUGGAGGGCUGAAGUAG